ACAUGUGACCCUCCACACAGGAAGAGGAGUCAAGAAAUGAGUCAGAGAUUCCUCCACACGAAAAAUCCGAUUCACAUCCAAGCAGCAGCAGCAACAUGCCGGGCUGUGGGGUUCUCGGUCUCUGUCAGUAUGAAACCAAGAAGCUGGUCCGGAUUCAGAGCGUCCGGCUCGGCUCCCUGAAGUGGACUCUGAACGGAUGCAUUCUGCUGUUUAUCUGUAUUAUGAUGCUGUGGAACAGGAAGUACCAGGAGUUCGACCUGGUGGUGAGUUCUGUCACUACCAAGGUAAAGGGUGUAGCUCAGAUCCACCUGCCAAACAUCGGGGACAUGGUCUGGGAUGGCGUGGACUACAGCGGGCCCUCACAGGACAAAAACUCCUUCUUUGUGGUGACCAACAUCAUAGUGACAGAGAAUCAGAGGCAGGGAAAAUGCGCAGAGGUUCCCCUCAAAGGCAGAUUGUGUCGGACAGAUAAGGACUGUGAGAAAGGAGGCUGGGAUCAUUUGAGUCACGGGAUUCAGACAGGAUCGUGUGUGAAGUUUGAUGUGUUGCAGAAAACCUGUGAGGUGUCAGCGUGGUGUCCAGUUGAAAACAAGACGAGCCCUCCGAGGCCUGCUAUGCUAGCAGCAGCUGAGAACUUCACAGUCCUCAUCAAAAACAACAUCAGGUUCCCUGCGUUCAAUUAUAUCCGAAGGAACAUUCUGCCACAGAUGAACGACGCCUACCUGAGGAGCUGUCAUAGAGGAAACGACUCGCUGUGUCCCAUUUUCAAACUGGGAGACAUCAUUCGAGAGGCUGGAGAAAAGUUCUCUGUAAUUGCAGUAGAGGGAGGAGUCAUCGGCAUCCUGAUCAAAUGGGACUGCAACCUGGACCGGCUCAUGCAUCGCUGCCUGCCCAAAUACUCCUUCAGACGGCUGGAUGAGAAAGAGAGCAACAAGACGCUCUACCCCGGUCUUAACUUCAGGUAUGCAAAGUACAACACAGUAAACGGAGUGGAGGUUCGAACGCUGUACAAAGCAUUCGGGAUCAGGUUUGAUGUCAUGGUGUUCGGACAGGCGGGAAGGUUCAGCUUCAUCCAGCUCAUCAUCUACAUCGGAUCAACGCUGUCAUACUACGCUCUGACAACCAUGUUUAUCGACUGGCUGAUUGGAACCAGCUGUUACUCGGCAGAGGUCGGACAAGACUACUCGGAGAGGAAAGUGGAGUCAGUCCAAGACAAACAGAAGUGCAUCCUCUGUGUGUCCUACGUUGAUGAGGACAACAUUCGACUGGUGAAGAGAUCACAGAAGAAAAGUUUACAAGACCUCAAACCAACGUCUGUUAAGCCACGCAAGGUGGACACAGGACACCUGAGAGCCGUUCUCUCUCUGCUACAACCGGGUGAAGGCCUGGAUCAUGACUCUCAGCCUCCCCUUCAUCAUAAACCCGGUCCGAACAACAACGACCCACAUCGUCCAGCCUGGUGUAAGUGCGACUGCUGCAUUCCCUCCUCUCUCCCUCAGGAGGAGCUGUGCUGCCGGCAGAGCAGCGGUGCCUGCAUCACCUCGUCUCCUCUGUUUGAGCAGCUUGUGUUACGUCGCUCCUUGCUAGAGGCCGUCCUUCUGUAUCAGGACCCUCUGUCUCCACCCGCUGAUAAAGGCCAGACUGCUGCCCUGCGUCACUGCGCCUACAGACAGUACAUCAGCUGGAGGUUUGGGGUCCCACCUAAGGACACCCACCCUGCUAUCCCCAGCUGCUGCGUGUGGAGAAUCAGGGAGGCAUACCCGAGCCCGCACAGAGAGUACAGCGGCUUCAGACCAGGCCUCCAUAUCCACCUGGCGUCCAUGCAAGCCUGUGCUAAUGGAGAGCUGUGAGGAGCAUUUUCAUUACAGAGCAAGGAUUUCCCCACUAUCUGACCUACUAAUAGCGUUCUUAUGUUAGAUUUGCCUUACAAAGCCAAAAAUGCAAUUUACUUUACUCAACUGUGCAGCAAAUAAAAAUAAAUCAGUUUUUGUCAGCUUGCAUUCGGUCCGAAGGGGAAAAACCUCCCUGGCCAAUAAAUAACUGCAUUUUCUAAGA
Micropterus salmoides (largemouth bass) is the source of this 2055-nucleotide messenger RNA. RefSeq names its product P2X purinoceptor 4-like. Gene Ontology annotation, molecular function: ATP binding; extracellularly ATP-gated monoatomic cation channel activity; purinergic nucleotide receptor activity. Gene Ontology annotation, biological process: response to ATP; monoatomic cation transmembrane transport. The transcript has 13 exons. Gene Ontology annotation, cellular component: nuclear inner membrane; plasma membrane. The coding region runs from base 96 to 1850 and encodes 584 amino acids. NCBI's taxonomy places the organism in Eukaryota, Metazoa, Chordata, Actinopteri, Centrarchiformes, Centrarchidae. The record is from RefSeq and is a predicted model, not a curated record.